AUGGAGACGACGGCGGAAACGGCUAAGUACCUGAUCGGGUGGAGGGGGCCCAGUGGGUUCAGUUCCCGCACCACCGCCGAGGAAGUCACCGACCGAUAUCGCGCCCCCUCGACGACGACGGCCAUCGUCACCGGCGCCACUUCCGGAAUAGGGUUUGAAACCGCCAGAGUGCUGGCCAAGCGCGGCGCCCGCCUGGUCCUGCCCGCCCGCGACAUCCUCGCCGCCCGCCACGCUAAAUCUCGCAUCGCCGCCGAGUCUCCCGGCGCCCAAAUCGUCGCCAUGAAUCUCGACCUCGCCUCUUUCCGAUCCAUCCGCCAGUUCGUUGCUGACUUCAAUGCCCUCGCUCUACCCCUCAACCUCCUCAUCAACAAUGCUGGAAAAUACUCGAAGGAACACAUUCUUUCUGAGGAUGGUAUCGAGACAACUCUUGCCACCAAUUACUUCGGUCAUUUUUUGCUGACGAAGCUGUUACUCGAGAAAAUGGUAGAGACGGCAAGAGACUGUGGCGUCGAAGGAAGGAUUGUGAACCUAACUUCGAAUUUCCACAAGUGGUUUUCGGGUGAUCCCAUCUCCUACAUUGGAUUACUUACCAAGGACAAAAGUAAAUAUGAUGCAACGCGGGCAUAUGCCCUCUCCAAGUUGGCCACCAUUCUGCAUACCAAGGAACUUGCUCUCAAACUCGAGGAAAUGAAGGCGAAAGUGACAGUGAAUUGUGUUAAUCCUGGCAUUGCUAAAACAAGACUUACUAGAGACAAUGAAGGCCUCGCUACUGAUAUGGUUUUCUUUUUGGGUUCCAAACUAUUCAAGACUAUUCAUCAGGCAGCUGCAACAACUUGCUAUGUUGCGACAGAUCCGAGGCUUGGCGGCAUAAGUGGAAAAUAUUUCUCCGACUGUAAUGAAGCUUCGACAUCUGCUUUGGCAUCCGACUUAUCAGAAGCCGUGAGAUUAUGGGCCCUUUCCGAAAGUGUCAUCUCCGCAGACUCCUUUCGACUGGAGCCUCCACAACAUCUAGGGUUUUUGCCCCUGCAGUUUUUUUUUCGUAUGAAAAGGCUUGGCCUCCCGUUGAUUUGGUGUCAGCGGCUGCACUUCAGCUACCUGGUGAUGGAAGGUUGGCAGCUGCAUCUCUGUGGCCUGCCCUUUUUGCCCCUGUGUUUCGAUGAUCCCCUUCCAUUGGAGAUUAACCACGUUCAGACCCUUGUUGGCUCCAGCGCUCCACAAGCUAUUGCCAGCCUUCCACAGGUUGUUGGCUCCAGCCAUCCGCAGGCUGUUGGUUCCAGCCUUCCGCAAACUGAUGGUUUCAGCCCUCCGCAGGCUAUUGGUUCCAGCGCUCCGCAAGAUGUUGCCAGCCUUCCACAGGUUGUUGCUUCCAGCUUCCUGCAGGCUGUUGGUUCCAGCCUGAUCUUGUCUGCCCCGGCCCUAAGGUCUGAAGCAUUGGAUGUUCUACAACAAUUCCGUAGCUUUUUUCAGUCAGUACAAAUUAACGCCAUGUAA
Andrographis paniculata is the source of this 1491-nucleotide messenger RNA. RefSeq names its product short-chain dehydrogenase TIC 32 B, chloroplastic. The record is from RefSeq and is a predicted model, not a curated record. The transcript has 10 exons. NCBI's taxonomy places the organism in Eukaryota, Viridiplantae, Streptophyta, Magnoliopsida, Lamiales, Acanthaceae. Bases 1 to 1491 code for a protein of 496 amino acids.